Messenger RNA from Arachis ipaensis, 1291 nucleotides. It is a transcript of the gene FAF3, whose product is annotated as FANTASTIC four-like protein (DUF3049). NCBI's taxonomy places the organism in Eukaryota, Viridiplantae, Streptophyta, Magnoliopsida, Fabales, Fabaceae. The record is from RefSeq and is a predicted model, not a curated record.
CAACACUUCUCAUCCCAUUGCCUCUCACAUACAUUCUCUUCUUUCUCUCUAUAACACACAUAACCCAUUUAAUUUGUCCAACAUUCUAGAACCAAAAAAAAAAAACCACCUCUAUUUUCUUCAUCCGUACAAAAACAGAGUAAACAGAGCACACUACUCUGUUUCUUGCUUUAAGCUUUGAACAACGAAUAUCUCUUCUAUUAUAUUCUAUUCUUCUUCUCUAGCUUAGCUUCCACAUACAGCCAUGGCUGCAAUUGUGUGCCGAGGAUUGCAGUCACACCUUGAGUCCCAGAUUGUGGAGUCAAGAACACUCAGGUUGAGGUUACCUUCCUCAACAAAACCUCUCCCUCCUCCUCUUCCUUCUCAACCCAUUGAUUUCUCCUUCAAAUCCUGCUUCUGGGAUUCAAACAUCAAAACUCAAUACCAGAAUCAUCAUCAAGAAGAAGAAGAAGAAAACAAGAAGAUUGGUUGGAGCUUCCUGGAAGCGAUAUCGCAGGGAACGAACAAGAGAGCAACAGAGAAAGAUGAAGAAGAAGAAGCAAUCUAUGUUCAUCCUCAACAGAAGCGUUGUUCUAUGGUUCUCAGCCCAAAGAGCUUGGAGCUGUGCACUGAGAACUUAGGGAACGAAAGCGGCACUGACAUUGGAGAAAACGGCAUUGAUGACGUCAUCUCUUCCGGUUCCGGUGGCGGGAAUUUGGAGACAGGGGAGCAAGAACAGCGACAGUACGAGGCAAGUGGUCAAUGUUGUACGGCUAGGAAGAAUAAGAAAGCGAAAACCGGGAAUUUUCCACCACCUUUGACAACGAUGAGAGGAUCGGAAUCUCUGGUUGUGAGGCCCCACCGUGAGGAUGGGCGGUUGGUGAUUGAAGUCACAAAGGUCCCACCAACUCCCUCGUGCUUUCAAGCUCACAGGAGCCAUGGCCGCCUUCGCCUUUCCCUUUUGAAAAUUCACAAUCCCAGCUUUGACCCGCAACACAAACAUGAAAAUGAAGAAGAAGAAGAAGAAACAGAGGAGGAUGAAGAAGAAGACGAUGAAGAAGAAGAAGAAGAAGAAGAAGAGUACUUUGCAUGUGAGGAGAAGAGGAUUGAGAUGGCGAGAACAUGCAAAGAAGGGUGUGAAGAUGAAAACCAUAAUAACAAUGAAUCAUUGUUGAUGCUAACUAAUUGGUCUGAGCCAUUUUGGGUGGCUACUUCCUGAAAAACCUAAUUAAUAUCUCUGCAUGUAUCAAUAAAUUUUCUUCCUUUUUUUUUUAAUGGAUUAUUAUCCGUCCCUCAUGGCUUUUUUUCCCAC